This is a messenger RNA of Tremella mesenterica DSM 1558, 1113 nucleotides long. RefSeq lists its product as uncharacterized. Gene Ontology annotation, molecular function: RNA endonuclease activity; single-stranded DNA endonuclease activity; metal ion binding. Bases 1 to 1113 code for a protein of 370 amino acids. Gene Ontology annotation, cellular component: mitochondrial inner membrane; nucleus. Gene Ontology annotation, biological process: apoptotic DNA fragmentation. The record is from RefSeq and is a predicted model, not a curated record. NCBI's taxonomy places the organism in Eukaryota, Fungi, Basidiomycota, Tremellomycetes, Tremellales, Tremellaceae. The transcript is spliced from 9 exons.
AUGCCUACGUUAGGCCCUUCGUUGCUCUUUGCAGCAGGUCUGACCCUUGGCAUCGGCGCCGGUGUGCUGUAUCCGCGACGUAGCCGAGAUGAGCUGCCGGUAAUCCCACCUCCACCGCCGACGAGCAGCAGUAAGGAGGUUGUCAAACCCGUCACUGUACCUUCUGGCAGUGUCCGGCUUCACGGUGGUUUUCCAGGUCCAACACCCGAUAUCAUCCAGCGUACUGCGUAUACCGCUGCGUAUGACCGCCGUCUGCGACAUCCAGCCUGGACAGCGGAACAUCUUACGGCCGCUUCAUUGGCGAAAACACCACCGCCGAAUCUCAAUGUUUCGCCAGUGCCUCUAGAAACCGCUCGUGCGGCUGACACUCAACCUGGACCUGUGGUGAAGGGAGACAGAUCGAAGAGUGUGUUUAUGGAGGAUGUGGGGAUUCCGGAGAUGUUCAGGGCCAAGUUAUCAGACUAUUUGAAGAGUGGCUAUGAUCGUGGGCACAUGGUUCCAGCAGCGGACGCUAAAAUCUCCCAGCAGGCGAUGGACGAGACGUUCUUCUUAACGAAUAUAGCUCCACAAGUGGGAGAUGGCUUCAACCGGCAUUACUGGGCAUACGUGGAAGACUUUUGUCGCCGUUUAACCACCAAUUUUGAAGAUGUUUAUGUAUUCACCGUUCCGCUCUAUCUCCCCUCCCGACAUCCAGAUGGCAAGUGGAGAGUAGUAUACGAGGUCAUUGGUGACCCUCCAAGUGUUUCAGUUCCCACACACUUCGCAAAGGUCGUACUCGCUUCCAGACCCGACUUUAGCUAUCCUCAAAGUCCCUCCAAAGGAGAUAAGAUGGUGACAGAGACUUCAUCGGUCAAGGAAUUAGCAAUGGGAGCGUUCGUGUUGCCAAACCAGGAGAUACCUGAUGGAGCGGACCUUCGAUCGUUCAUCGCGCCAGUGGAAAGCGUGGAGAGAGCGUCCGGGCUACAGCUGUUCAACACAGACCUCAAAUCCAAAAGCCGACAAUUAUGCGCUGUCACCCGGUGUCAGGUAAUCGUGAGACGGUUUGACGAUGCUCGUAAAGAGCUUGGACCAUCUGAGCAGGGACGAAAGAGUAGUGUAAAAGAGCGUUCAUGA